ACUAUAAUACCAAUCGGUGUGCGCUUUGACUCAUGCGUUUUAGCCAUUUCAUUAUGAAUAUUUUUCCUGAAAAUAUAAGUAUGCACGACUCUGUAAACAUAAAACGAAAAGUGAAUUUCCUUGGAUUUUUUAACAUAACAAACGAAUACAGAAACCCUCCAAAAAACCUUUCAAAAUGCGUAUUUUGGGGUAUAUAGAAUGGUUCCUGAAUAGUUUUAUGGAGGGAUCAUAAACGGUUAAAAAGGGUUCGUCACAGGAUGGAGAAUUCGACCUUGCAACAAAGUUGAAAAUUGCAGAUAAUAUGACUUUGAUACAAAUGUCUAUUUAUGUAAUGCCUAUAACUACUAUUACUUCAUACUACUACCCAUUACUACUCACUACUACCUAGUACUACCUAGUACUACCAAGUAGUACUCAGUAACUCAGUACUACCUAGUACUGCCUAGCGCUCCUCCGUAACUCGGUACUACCUAGUGCUCACUCAGUAACCCAGUACUACCUAGUACUACCCAGUACUACUCAGUAACUCAGUACUACCUAGUACUACCUAGCGCUCCUCCGUAACUCGGUACUACCCAGUACUACCUAGUACUACCAAGUAGUACUCAGUAACUCAGUACUACCUAGUACUACCUGGUACUAUUCCGUAAAUCGGUUUUGAGAUAAGCACAUGGAAAUAUAACCUGAUGUGUCUACUUUCAGAAGCUGUAUUGCGUUUGGUUACAGAACUAGUUUUUCGGGGAUUUUGAGCAAGUUUUCCGACAACCUUGAAAGACCGGUCUUCAAAUAAUAGUUUUUUCAUGGAUACUUGUGCAAUUAAAAUUUUCCUGAACAGAGAGAUUUGUAGAUCAAACGUUUCUGAUCAAAAUAAGACGUCGCACAACUCUGUAUGACCUUGCAUCAAAAAGUUACAAGUAUUUACCUAGAAGUCCUAAACUGAGCAUUUUGUACAGCGUUUUCUCUACAUGAAAGUUAUAGCUGAAGUGUGCCCCAAGAUUUUUAAUAGUGGUUUGUCGUAGAGAGUUCAUUCUGUUUUUGCUUAAAAGAGGAAAAGAAACUACAUCGACUGACAAUCGCCGAUUUUCGAAUUAGGUCCUAGUUUUUUAUCAAAUAGAAGAUUUUUAGAAAAUCCGGAUGGCUUUUUGGGGUUAUGGAGGUUGUUGGUUACCUGGAAAACUAAUAAAGGCUUAAUUAAAAAGUCGGCUCGUGUCAGUCCAUGUAGUUAGGCGUCUGGUUUAAAACAAAACAAACCCGAACUCUGCAGCUUGAAGUAUAUUAAAAAAUCUUGGGACACACUUCAGGGUUCUUUUUAAACCUUGAUCUCUGGAAAACUCUUGAACGGUAAGACUUAGAGACAAAAAACUUUUUUCAUUCUCGUAACUCAUUGUGCCUAACAUUUAUGAAAAGUUUCGCCAAGAUUCGAUGUACGGUGUCGGAGAUAAUUUCUGAAGGGGGGACCCCUUAACGAGUGUUUGUGUGUAUAGUAGUGCUUUACUUACUUCAUUGGUAUAUGUGAGCUAACUGUACCGUAGUCUGAGGUGAAAGGGGACAUGAAUUCUAGUAGGUAGAUACCGCUAAAAUAAGUGUCCUCUGUUUUUUUCUUUUACUUAAGGGAAAUACUUAUCCAAACAGAGUUAUGCCGAUACGAUAAUUGUGUGAUGUCCUUUUGUGAAGCCAAAAACAGCUGGAAAUAGCAGUUAGACAAUGAUGAUCCGGUUUUCUCUCAUCACUGUAACAGAAGUUCCUACCACGACUUUAGAUGGUUUGUGUGUAUGGAAGUGCUUUACUUGCUUCACUGGUGUAUGGGGGCUAGCUGUACGACAGAAGAAGUGAUGGCGAAAGCAUGAAAAGUCGUCGCAGGAACUUCCAUUACAAUGAUGAGAGAAAACUGGAUCAUCAUUGUCCAACUGUUGUUUGCAGCUGUUCUGCAGAUAAUUUGAUAAACGGACAUCACACAAUUAUCGUAUUGGUAUAACUCUGUUUUGAAUAAACAUUUCCUUUGAGUAUGAGAAAUAAAAUAGAGGACAUUUAUUUUAGCGGUAUCUACCUAUUUUCAGUUAUUCAGGUCUGCUUUCACUUCAGAUUAGGCUACUUUGCUUUUCCGUAAAUAAAUAGCGUCAUAUGUCACAUCGUGCACUUGCUUUAUCUCACAUCGUAAAGUGACGCCCUCCAUUGAGUUCAGUUUUUAUUAUUUCUAGUAUGUUUUACGUAUUUGUAGACGAUGUUCGCCCUUUAGUCGGCUUCUACAUGUCUGCGACAUGUUUGUAAAAAUAACGUUUAUGCGCUCUCUUAUGAUUGGCUUGUCCACAACACAAAGAAACGGUUGUGAGCGGGGGGAUUAAAGAUGAGGAAAGAUGGACAGAACGAUUAUUAAAAUGCAGUAAGGAGGAGGAGAGAUUUGUAUUCUUCAUAAUGCACAUUUAGUAAAAAUAGCGGAUGAUGUAUUAAGUCUAUAUGGUUCGAAGUCUUCGUGAAUUGAGUUUCGGAACAUAACAGAACCAUUAAGGCAGAUGUAGCCCGUUACAGAUAACAUAUUGCAUCUUUCGCUGCCUUGGCAUAGAUACAUUGCCAUAUCGCUGUUUUGUUUUAGAUAUUACUUACACUGUCUUGAAAACAAAGAUAUGCCGGUUAAAGGGGAUGAAAAAUAUGGCAAAAUACUACAAGAAAAUAUAAAAGCUGCAGCACAAAUUAAAUUCGAUUUGCAAAUAAUAUUGAAUAGUAAUGAAAUGGCUAUUUUUAAUCGUUAUAAAGAAGUUGGUGCUAAUACAGAUAUUCUUUUCUAUGUGAUGUUGCCAUUACUAUCACGUUUUGCUCAAUCAUCGACAUAUUUAUCUAUGUUUAAGCAAUUAAAACCAUUAAAUUUAUACAGUAUGGUAAUUGGACCACCAGGUUGUGGAAAAUCGCCCAAUUUAAAAUAUUUAAUGACAGCAGCCACAAAAGUCGCAAAAGUUUUCAGAAAUGAUUAUAUAAAAAGUAUACCAUCUGAUGGAGAUAAUACACAACCACGAAAUAGUAUAACGAAUAGUCCUAAUGGGUUGGCUUUAUUAAAAUUACUGGCUACCGGUGAUGUAUGUUUAGUAAACGAUGAAAUUGAUGGUGUAUUUGUGAAAUGGGGUAUUUACAACGAAAAACCAACAGAAGAAGUUCCUAUAUUAUGUGCAUCUUUCGACAG
This is a messenger RNA of Didymodactylos carnosus, 3172 nucleotides long. NCBI's taxonomy places the organism in Eukaryota, Metazoa, Rotifera, Eurotatoria, Philodinida, Philodinidae. The record is from the annotation of a GenBank genome assembly.